Messenger RNA from Gasterosteus aculeatus aculeatus (three-spined stickleback), 2899 nucleotides. RefSeq names its product X-linked Kx blood group (McLeod syndrome) (gene xk). The record is from RefSeq and is a predicted model, not a curated record. NCBI's taxonomy places the organism in Eukaryota, Metazoa, Chordata, Actinopteri, Perciformes, Gasterosteidae. Gene Ontology annotation, cellular component: membrane.
CAGGAUGUGUCCACCAUGUCCCAGUUUAAAAGGUCACAGACCUUCUGUUCACGCACUCAAACGAUUAUUUAAGUUUUCCCAACAAUUUCUUGAUGUCCUUCCUCUUUUUAUCUUUUUAUAUUUCCAUUCAAAUUGUGUGAACGGGAUCAGAAAAGCACACUAUACUCUAUUCAUGUAUCCACAAUAUAGGGAGACUAGCCUCACAUCUAGCCAAAUAUAAACCAUGCCCCCAUUUCGGGGGGGCGGAACAUCUCCAGACCCCACAGCAGGGGGUCUCGCGAGCACACGGCGCACUACGGAGACCGCAGCGCCCCGUGCGCCCUCCACAGACUCCAUCCGGGACAACACUUCUCCGGCGGGCUGACCGACUCCCCGGUGGCGGCCGUAUGGACGCCCGGACCCGAAUGGCGGAGUGAGCGAGGAUGCGCCUCCCCAGUUCCAUCUUUGUGUCGGUGUCUCUGUUCACGGCCGAGACCACGGCGGCGCUCUACCUCAGCUCCACGUACCGCUCCGCCGGGGACCAGAUCUGGCAGGGUCUCACGCUCCUCUUCACGCUCGUGCCGUCCGUGCUGGUGCAGCUGACCCUCACCUUCAUCCACCGGGACCUGAGCAGGGACCGGCCGCUCGUCCUGCUGCUGCACAUCCUGCAGCUCGGACCCGUAGUCAGGUGUCUGGAGGCGUUCUGCAUCUAUGGCAGUGUGGGCCGUGUGGAGGAGCCCUACGUCAGCAUCAUCAGGAAGAAGCAGAUGCCUCGCCGCGGACAGUCGGAGGAGGUGGAGCGGCAGGUGGGGCAGGCGGAGGGGAAACUGUUUACACACCGAGCCGCCUUCGCCCGCACCUCGGUAAUUCAGGCCUUCCUGGGAUCGGCCCCCCAGCUCACCCUACAGCUCUACAUCUGCGUCCUGCAGCAGGGGGUCUCCGUCGGACGAGGCACUCUGAUGGUGAUCUCCCUCCUGUCUAUUGUGUACGGGGCGCUGCGCUGCAACAUCCUGGCCAUUAAGAUCAAAUACGACGACUAUGAAGUGGACGUGCGCCCCAUGGCUUACGUGUGCAUUUUCCUGUGGAGGAGCUUUGAGAUCGCCACUCGCGUGGUGGUUCUGGUUCUGUUCAGCUCUGUGCUGCAGCUCUGGGUCCUGCCUGUGGUUCUGCUCAACUUCCUGGUUUUCUUCCUGUACCCGUGGAUCCUGUUCUGGCAGAGCCACUCGCCCUUCCCCGAGAACAUAGAAAAGACCUUGACCAGGGUGGGGACCACCAUCGUGCUUUGCCUGCUCACCUUCCUCUACGCCGGCAUCAACAUGUUCUGCUGGUCAGCCGUGCAGGUGAAACUCAACGACCCGGACCUCAUCAACAAGUCCCAGAACUGGUAUCGCAUGGCCGUGUACUACAUGAUGCGCUUUGUGGAGAACGCCUCGCUGCUCCUGCUGUGGUACAUCUACAAAACCGACUUCUACAAGUUCUUCUGUGCGCCGCUGCUGGUGCUGCAGCUGCUGGUCGCCUACGCCAUCGCCAUCUUCUUCAUGCUGGUCUUCUACCAGUUUUGCCAUCCGUGUCGGAGGCUCUUCUCUUCCAGCAUGACCCAGGGCCUUUGGAACUGCUCGUCUCUCCUCUGUCUCAUGUGCAAUUCUGCUUCCCCACAGAACAGGCCGCUGGGAGACGCGCCCCGUCCCGCUAAGAGCGCGGGGCCGCCUAACGACGAGGCCCUGGACUCGGCCAGCGACAGCGCAGACGACGUGCCUAAUGAAACGUCGUACGACAUGCUCAGUGAUACAAUCUGUGAGAAUGCUAAUGAAGUGGGCAAUAAUAUAUGUGGUGGAAUCAACGGCGACGUCAACCACAGUGUAUCCUGCAAUGCGUAAAGCGCCUGUCGGACGUGCCGCCCAGAGGAGAGACGGACAGUCUGAUCACACGCGCUUUAACCCUCCAAGUGCCACACGAACCCCUCCGCCACCGAUUCACAUGUCCAUCUCACCUCUGUUCUCCUCCAGAGACGUCCUACAUCAGUGAACACAAAAUAAAAACAAGCCCCUUGACAGGCUUACAAAUAAAGUCACGGACCCAGCAAUUACUUCUAUUGUUUUUAGUGUGUCUACUUCUAUGCUGCAUUACUGACCACAGGGCGCCGUGCAUUUCAAUUGAUUGUAUUUGAUAUCUGUGUUUGGCAUGGAGGCGUGCAUGUGUCGAGCCUCAGAUGAACUUCUGCAGGAGGGAGGAUCUGUUUUGUACGGAGGGCGGGAGAGUGGGGAGUGUUCUGAUGCUCCGUGUAGUUUUAUGGCUGCAAGCGAUCAGCUUUUUUACUCCUGGAUCACAGCUUUAUCAUUGAUACGCGCUGCUUCUGUGAUGUGUUUGGGAUUGGUGACGAGAUGUGAAUCUCCACACAUUAUUUAAAGAGCCUGUUUGAUCACCAAACACAUUAAUUGUAAAGUACGACCUUCUCCAGGCGUAAUGUUUUUGCACGUUUACAAAAGGGAUUUAAGUGGCUUUGUUUUAACUGCUGAGCAACAGUUGCAGUGAUGUGAAAUGCUUUUAGAUGUAUUUGCAUUUUUGUAAUUAGAGCCAAUGUAAGUUGGCUCUAAAUCUGUGUCUCACUAGUAUAGAAUAUUUACACCAAGUGCACACUAAAAUGUAUUAUCUUAGCAUCUGUAAGAUAUUUUUGAUGGCAUUUUUGCUUUUUCAACCUUUAAUGUAUAAUUGUGUAUGAGAGAGAAUGUCAGUGUUUGUUUUUGCACUUACUCCUUUUCGCCAUGUACCUGCAGAAUGAUGACUGCCUCAUGUAUCAAAUUAUCGUUUAAGAUGAGCCAAAAAAAGAAAUGUAUUGCAGAAAUUGGACAUUCCCAUACAGAGCAAAAAUGAAAAGGCUUAUAAUCCUACUUAAAAAUAAAUUUAUAUUUAUAUGUGGAAA